This is a messenger RNA of Rotaria sordida, 3264 nucleotides long. The record is from the annotation of a GenBank genome assembly. Lineage: Eukaryota; Metazoa; Rotifera; Eurotatoria; Philodinida; Philodinidae.
AUGAGUGGAAUCAAUCUUGAUUUUCGGAAGGAAUUAUUAAGACGUGAAUCAUCUAUCAAUACAUUAAAUGAAUUUUUAAAAUAUGCAAAAAUUGAACAAGAUUUACAUGAUACAUUCGGUAGUCUAUCACUUGAUUCACAACAACGUCAUUUUAAUUAUAAUCACCCAUCAAUUCCAUCAUUAACUGCUGCAGUUAAUCAACCAAAACAGUAUUAUAAUACAAUGAAGUACAACAAUCCUGUUUCACAUUCAACACAAUUACAGAGCUCCGUUUCUCAGCGGAACUCGAUUCCAACACUUGGAAAUCGAACAUUCAUGGCACCUGAUAGAAAACAAAUUCGAAAUUAUCCACCACAAUCGAUAUUACAGAAGGAACUAAGCAAUAGUCAACCACUAUCACAACAUCAAUUCAACGACUGUAAAGUUUGCGGUCGCAACAAUCAUCGAACAAUUGAUUGUUAUUAUAAACCUGGGUCACAUGAUGGCGGUGUUCCCAGUAAAUUUAUAAAGCCAUCAACAAUAACAUCAUUUCCUGUUUACAUCAAGAUUCGUGUUAAUGAUCAACCAACUGAAGCAAUUGUUGAUACAGGUUCCGCCAUCUCAAUCAUUCAUUUAAAUUUUCUUAAAACUAUUCAUCACAAAAAUUUUUUUUAUAAAAAUCAUACAUGUCAAACAGCAAAUUCAACAUCACUUAAUAUAAUCGGCCAAAUUAAAUUAGAAAUAAAAAUCAAAUCGAUAACAACUUAUGUUGUUGCUUGUGUUGCAACAAAUUUAAUUACAUCAAUAUUAUUAGGAAAUGAUUGGAUUAAUUCGAAUCAUGUUCACCUUUAUGGUGACCAGAAAAAAUUAACUAUUCCUGAUCAACAUGAUCAAUUAAUUUCAAUUCCAUAUGUGGAGCCGACAUGCAUUAAUUAUCCAGCAUUAUUAAUUCGACAAAUUACUCUUCCACCAUAUUCACAACAAUUAGUUGAUAUACCAUGUCAAAUUAACAAUGCACACAAUCUUAUAUUUGAACCUUAUGAACCCAAAGUAUUACUAAUAAAUGCACAAAAUCGACAACAAACAUUAUCAAAAAAUACACGAAUCGGAACCAUCUCCCGUGAUGCAACAUAUACUAUAUAUGCAACUACACAAAUUCCAACAAAAAAUAAUUCUAUUUUAAAUGAACAUCAUCAAACAUCAACUCGACAUUACAAUAAAUUGAAAUUCAGAGCUGUCUUAUGUAAAAAGGACAACUCGAAUCAAGAAAAAUUAAAUAUUAUUUGUCAUCAUUGCGAUGAACAUUUUUUAUCUGGAAAUGAUUUACAAAAACACUUACGAGGAAAAUGUUAUUCAGAACAGAUUCGACAACAAAUACUCGAAUCGACUAAACAUAUAGAAAAUCCAAAACAUCGAUUAGAAAUUCAAGAUAUUUUAUGGCGAAAUAAAAUAUUAUUUGAUCCUACACCAUCAAUUAUUAAUAUUCCUCCACAAUCAGCAAUUAAAACUGCUGAUCAUCCACCUAUCUAUUCAGAACAAUAUCCAGCAUCAUCUAAAGAUCAAGAAAUUAAAUUUCAAGAAACACAAAAAUUAUUAGAACGUGGUCAAAUUGAAGAAUCAACUUCACCAUGGUCAUCACCGAUCGUUCUUGUUAAAAAAAAAGACAAAACUAUGCGAUUUUAUGCAUUUCCAUUACCUCGUAUUGAUGAAAUUUUUGAUCAAUUAUCUGAUGCAACAUAUUACACAAAAUUCGAUUUUAAAUCUGGUUAUUUCCAGGUACCUCUAUCUAAAGAGGACCGACCUAAAACUGCAUUCUCAACUCGUGAUAAUCAUUAUCAAUUUACAGUUCUUCCACAAGGAAUAACAAAUGGUCCAGCAACAUUUCAACGUGUUAUUAACCAUAUAUUAGGUCCUACACGAUGGAAAUAUGCAUUAGCAUAUAUUGAUGAUGUAAUUAUAUACUCAAAAACAUUCGAAGAACAUUUAUCACAUCUCAAUGAAAUUUGUCAAAUAUUAAAAGAAGCUCGUUUUCGUCUCAAUCCAGAAAAAUGUGAAAUUGCUCGAACACAAACUAAUUAUGUUGGACAUCGUAUACAAAAUGGUGAAAUUCGUCCAAGUCCUACCAAUAUACAUGGUUUACUAAAUACAAGAUUACCACAAACGGCAGAUGAAGCUUGUAAAUUUGUUAAAGCAGCGGAAUAUUACAGAAAAUUUAUACCUAAUUUUUCUCAAAUCGCCGAACCACUUCGAAAAUUUGUUCCAACUACACGAACUCAAAAAAAGAAAGGACAAAAAACUAUUAUUACAUUAACAAGUGCAGAAAUUAAAGCCUUCGAACAACUUAAAAAAUUUCUUACAACUGAUCUGGUAUUACGACUUCCAAAUAAUAGAUUCCCUUUCAAAGUACAAACCGAUGCUUCGGAUGAGGGAAUCGGUGCAGUUUUAUUACAAAUUUAUCCCGAAGGAGAUAGACCAAUUGCAUAUUUAUCAAAGAAAUUUACUCAAGCACAACGUAAAUGGUCUCCUAUGGAACAAGAAUGUUAUGCUUUUAUAUGUGCACUAGAUAAAUGGCAUAAUUAUUUAAGUGGAAUUACAUUUAUUUGGGAAACUGAUCAUAAAGCAUUAACACAAUUAAAUAAAAAAGCACAAAUUAAUAAACGAUGUGAAAGAUGGAGAUUAAAAAUUUUAGAAUAUGACUUCAAAGUGAAAUAUAUUCCCGGUUUAACAAAUUCAAUGCCUGAUUAUUUAUCAAGAUCUCCAGUUGACGAUGCUGAAGAAGAUCCUGAUGAAACUAUACAUCUUAUUUCAAAAUCAACACAAACCGAUAUUUCAAAUGUUAAUAAUCAUUCAUCUAUUGUCGCAGCUGUUGAAACUUGUGCUAUGAAAUUACGAAACAAAACUUUAAAUGACAUUCCAACUACAACAAAAUUAACACCAGAUUCUCUAAACACUUCUGUUGAAGAGAAUCGCACAAUUCCAUUUUCAAUUGACGAAUUAAUUCAAGCUCAACAAAAUGAUAAUUACGCAAAAAAUAUUAUAAACAACAUUAAGAAAUAUAAAAAUUAUAUUAUUAAAAAUAAUCUUUUAAUGCAUCGAUCAAAGACUCCAGUCCCUUACGUACCACAAGGUGAUUUCCGAAAAACAAUUUUACAAAUUUAUCAUGAUACUGCAGCAAAUGGUGCUCAUUUCGGAAGAGAUAAAACAAUACAUAAAAUUAAACAACGUUAUUUUUGGCCAUCAAUGUACAAAGAUAUUAAUAAUUAUAUUAAAUCAUGUAUUCCAUGA